Cucurbita maxima (winter squash) is the source of this 1787-nucleotide messenger RNA. RefSeq names its product SNAP25 homologous protein SNAP33-like. The transcript is spliced from 6 exons. NCBI's taxonomy places the organism in Eukaryota, Viridiplantae, Streptophyta, Magnoliopsida, Cucurbitales, Cucurbitaceae. The record is from RefSeq and is a predicted model, not a curated record. Gene Ontology annotation, molecular function: SNAP receptor activity. The coding region runs from base 668 to 1549 and encodes 293 amino acids. Gene Ontology annotation, cellular component: SNARE complex; plasma membrane.
GAGAUCUUACAAUCCACCCCUCAUCAAGGCCUUGCCCUCGGCACUUGUUCUCUUCUCCAAUUGAUGUGGGACCCCUCGAUCCAUUCCUUUUGGGACCCAGCAUCUUCCUUGUGUUUACCCCUCUUGGGCUUAGCCUUUUCAUUGGCACAUAGCCCGAUGUCUGACUUUGAUACCAUUUCUAACAGUCUAAGCCCACUGCAAACAGAUAUUGCAUCUUUGGGCGAUUGUGUGAUCCCACACAUUGUCCUCUGAACUAUUGUGAGAUCUCAAUUGAAGAGAACAACGAAACAUUUUAAAAGUGUGGAAAUCCUCGUGGGCUGUUACAAAAGCGAGGUAUAAUUGAAGACAUAUAUUAUACCAGUGGUAAUAAUUACAAAUAAUUAUAUAAUAGUGAGCAUAUAUUAUACAGAUUAUUCAUGGAAACCAUCUUUUGACCAAAUCCAUCAACACUAUUUGGUCCUCUUCCCCCCAAAUGUGAACCUUUCUUUGCGAUGAAAAGCAUUUGUCAAAGAAAAACGGUGCCCCAUAUGAACUUUGAUUUUAGUUUAUAAAGAAAAAUUGUACUCCAUGUUAAUCGCUGCGCAAGGUUUUCACAUUUGGAGCUCUGAAAGCGCAGGAGGCAGGUUCCUUGAAAGCUCAUCAGAGCGGUUAAAGAGUCCCUGGGAAAAUGUUUGGUUCGAGGAAGGCUCAUUUGAAGAUAGGGAGACAUAGUUCUACUCCAGACCCUCUUGAGUCUGAUGAUGGUUUUAAAGCGAAGCAGAAUCCGGUUACCUCUCAAAGGACUACCUCAGACCCUUCGUUAGUGAAAGAGAGCUUUAGCUCCAAUCCUUUUGGUGAUGAUCAUGGACAUGCUCCCUCUUCUUCAAGCUCACUAACUUGGUCAGAAAGAAACAAGUACAAGAACGAUUUCCGGGAUUUAGGAGGGUUGGAAAACCAAUCUGUUCAGGAGCUGGAGAAUUAUGCUACUUAUAAGGCUGAGGAGACAACAAAAGCAGUGAAUGGCUGUCUAAAGAUUGCUGAAGAGAUAAGGGAGGAUGCUACCCAAACUUUGGUUUCCUUGCAUCAGCAGGGUGAGCAAAUUACAAGGACUCAUAUGGUUGCUGCUGACAUCGAUUAUGAUCUCAGUCGGGGAGAGAAACUUCUGGGAAAUCUAGGGGGAAUUUUCUCCAAGACUUGGAAGCCAAAGAAAACUCGACCCAUAUCAGGGCCUAUUAUGAACUCUGAUGAUUUGGUAAGAAGAAAGGGUAGCCACUUGGAGCAGAAGGAAAAGUUAGGAUUGAUUCAUCACAAGGGACGGACCAAUACAAAAGCUGCAUUUGCUGAACCUACCAAUGCAAUUCAAAAAGUAGAGGUAGAAAAGGUGAAGCAAGAUGAUGCACUAUCUGACAUGAGCAAUAUCUUGGAAGAGCUCAAGGAAAUGGCUGUUGACAUGGGUUGUGAAAUUGACAGGCAGAUUGUUGCUCUGGAUCAUGCUUCAGUUGAUGUCGAGGUGCUUGGUGACCGAGUUAAAGAUGCUAACCGACGGGGUCGUCGUCUCCUUGGAAAAUAGAGUUCAAACCCCUCACAUUCAUGAUUAGGCAUCUCUUGAUUACUCCAUUUUCCUGGUUUUGUUUUCUUUUUGCUUCCAUAAAGAGAUGUUCUGCCCCUUUUCUUUUACGAGAUCACUGAUCGUAGGUCCAUGCUUUGUUCACCUCGAGCAAUGUAUACAAACACAUUUGAACAAUUCCAUUUCAAACAAUUGUUUGCGCAUUUCAAUUAGAACCAUGCAUUUUCAAACAUGGGAUUUU